UACAGACCCCUCAUUGUAGCUUCCAAACUUAUCAGGAUAAUCUUCAAUUUUUCUCACAUUUUUCUCAUACUCUACAACAAAUCAUAUUCCAUUGCCGCAUGCAUUGCCAGCUCACAUGGCCCGCUUAAAUGAGCCUGCAGCUUCGCUGGAGAGUUUGGAAUCUCGUGAGUUUCUAAAAUCGCUCCAUGACAGUCGGGAAAAAAUGGAGAUGCAUCUUUCUGACGCAAUAAUAGUCAAGCGCAAGUACAAACGUCAAAAUCGAGAUAUAGCAUCUGUCAAUUCCUCACAAGCGGUUCGAAUUCGGAUCCUAGAAAAUGAAACCUCUAAACUUCUUGCUGAGAAUCUCGAGCUCCGGGAGGAAAAUUUACGUCUUCGAAGCGAAAUUGAUAAUGGAAAAGCCCGGAGAGUCGCAGAUCGAGUAAAUGUGGUCAAAUCACAGCUGGAAGAGAGAUUAUUGGAGAUUGGGGUUUUGAUAAGUGGUUUGGGAGAGGAAUCUCCACCGAGGAAAAGGUCACCACAUCUUCCAAGGCAAUUAGGCGGAUUGAGAUCGAGCUCAAAUCCACCUCGUAGCCCACAGGAGAAUAAAUGGGAAAACAUGUCUCCCUUGAAUGAGAACGGUACAAGUCCAGAGCGCAAAAUGCCCCCAAGGAAGAAUGUGGCUUCGCUGAGUGAGGACAUUGGUAGUCCAGACGGCAAACUACCCCCAAUUUUGGAGAACAAAUAUUAUCCCAGGAGGACUUUGGAGUAUGUUUCGCAUUCCUUGAUUUGAUUAUACAUGCUAACAAUACACAGACAUCAUGAAAUUGAGAAUAUGCUAGCUGAAGUGGGAACAGAGACUACAGAUUCGCCAGAUAUUGGCCCACCACCGGUAUCACAGUUUGUGGACGAGGACCCUGUAAAGAUCGAUUUGCCAGAAAAAGUACCUCGCGAGAAGGAAGAGGAUCCUUGUCUAGAGCCGAUAAUAUCAACGAACCUUGAGCAGAGAAAGAGGCGCAAGGAUAGUAUAAUGGCUUCUGACAUCAAAAGGAACAGCCGAUCAGAACCUUCACAGGCAAAACGGGAGACUACAGGGAUACUCAAGUCCGGGGCAAAGCGUAAGCUCAGUGCAAGAGAUGACGAGGAAUUGGAACCUAUAAACGUCGACGAUACUGAUGAUUUCCAAUUCACACGCGUGUCUUCCGAGGAACGAACGAAGAACAGACCGGUGGUCUCAUCAGCUAAAGAGAAUACAAAGUCGUUGAAAGAUGUUACUGGCUCUAAAGCAUUAUCCAAAGAUAGGCCGGCUCUGCCUCCAAACACCAGAAAGGUCCUGGCUGCCAAAAGUGUCAACAGUUCUCCCAAGAAAAGCGCUAGCGCCAGGAAUUUGAUUCAUGAUGGCAUUAAGCCAGGAAAAAUGAAUAUUUUCAAGGAGAGCCUGACAAAGGAAGUUCAGGUCGAGGAUAAGAAAGUGGAAAGUAUUGAGCCUGGUUCACAAAUCGUUCAACCUCAACUGCAGGCUUUCAGUAUCCAGCAGGAACCCGAGACGCCUGCACCAAUCGAUAUCUUUUCACCUCUUUCGUCGCAUCCAUCAACAGCCUUUCGAAUGGAAUCUCGGGACACUCCACCGCCUUCAGAGAUGAAAGAAUCUGUUGAAGGUCAACGACCUAGCCGACGAGCUCGAGGAGCAGUAAGUUAUGCGGAACCUAAUCUUCGAGACAAGAUGCGCCGACCAGGAAAAGAACUUGUGAAUGCUGUAACGGCAGAUGGAAAAGUUCGCGCUGUCAAAGUUGACGGGGAAGCUGGCCCAACGACAGUAAGCAGGAUCAAAGUAGAGCUCGAAGCAGAGGAUGGUUGGAAACGAUUAUCAGCCGCGCCAGAUGCUGACCACAGUCCACUAAGUGGUAAAACUUCCAUUCCUAUGAACGAUAUGCUACCAAGCAGUAUCACAGAUCAUAGGAGACGUCGCGAGUCAAUCUUGCAUCUGACAGAAUCGGGACCUUCUUCAGCAUCGGGGUCGAAAUCAGUCACGGAGCUUCUUGCAGAGUCUAGGAAAAUAAAAGCAAAGUCCAAGGAACAAUCUGGCAAAGGCGAUGAGAUCAAGGCUGCCCUUGAAGACGUGGAUAUUUAUGAAUUUCAGGGUUCUCCGAAACGUGAUACAGAUGAAGCGCCAAAAACCAUCAAAGAGGAGAAAAUUGAGAGGGCGCCAUCACGUUUCUCCAGGAGAGCUUCAGCUAUACCGGCAGGAGAUUCGAAUGAAAUUAAGGAUUCGGAACAACCUGGGAAAAGGAUUGCCGCAACAGGAGGGGCAUCAAGACGAAGACAAUCGGCAUUGUCAUCCUCAGUCCGAUGCUCAUCGGCUACAGGACACGAAUCAGAUAGGGACAACACAGAUUCUGAAAAAUCAUUGAGAAGAUCAAUGAGCAGCACGAGUAUGGCAGGAGUAGCAGCUAGAAGCGAUAGGAUGUCCGCUAGGAGAAGAAGUAUGAUGUUAUGAGUUGGGUCUUUAUGAUGUGAUCGGUUUGGGUUAAACAAAAUAUUCUUAAUCUUUGUUCGGUUUUUGUAUCUCGUUGGAUUGACUCGACUCCGAUGAUUGGAUUGAAAUGAAUUGGAUGAGGAGUAAUUGGAUCUUUAUGGGAGCAGAGCAAUUCUAUAUAGGAUAUGCUACAUGCGCAUACCCUGGUUGAUGGCGCAAAAGUAGUUUUAGUUCUUCUUCCUCUUUCGGUUUUACGGAGCGGAAUAUGAUAUCAAUGAAGCCUUUCUUUCAAUCGAAUUAA
Sclerotinia trifoliorum is the source of this 2753-nucleotide messenger RNA. Lineage: Eukaryota; Fungi; Ascomycota; Leotiomycetes; Helotiales; Sclerotiniaceae. The record is from the annotation of a GenBank genome assembly.